GUCUUAUAUUGAGAAGUUAGAAGAAGAAAACAAAUACUUAAAGAGUUUAUUACAGAAAAAGAGUUUUGUAUAUGAAGGAAAGGAAUUUAUGUUAAUAUCUGACUUUAAAAGCAAAAAGGAUGAUAUUGAAAUUGAAGAUGAUAUUGUUGCCUUAGAUGUUCAAGAACAGUUUGCUACUUAUUUUGAAGAAGUUGAAAUCAAUCUUUCAGGUUUAGACAGCAAGCAAAAACUAUUUCAAAUAUACUGCAACCUUUUUCAGAUAUCAUUUGAUUUUUGCCGUAAUGCUUUUAUUGAAAAACUCACAAAACCACUAUUUGCUUUGACUCAAUUGACUGUUGAAGAGAAAAAAAGGAGUAAAACUGAUAUAAAGAGGAAGAAAAAUUUAGCGGAUGUCAGUAAGGCUUAUCAACAUCUUGUGAAACAUUCUUCAGCAGAGCUGAGGAGUAUUGAUUACUCUGUAAUUGACAAAGUAAAAACCUCUUUCUCUGUUAGACAUGAUAAAGUUGUUAUACCAGAAAUUGAUGAUGCAAUUGUUGAAGCAGUUAAACUCUGUUGGAAGAUGCAAAUGCUGCCUACACCAAUGUUUAUCUGUCAACCUAAAGUCUUUAAUGAACAUUGGCAUGAAACCCAUUACGACUCAUGGGAUGAUGAUAGCACUAAUGACUUAGUGUAUUAUAGACCAGUCCUGAUGAACAGUGUUGGAGGAUCAAUUGCUUAUAAAGGUCUAGUGGGUAAUGAUGGUCUAGGCACAAAUAUUCUGACAAGGGAAACAACAAAGGAGAAGAAAAAUUUGCCAAAAAAAUCAAAUAUAGUUAUUUAUCAAGGAUCUUGUAAUCAGUGGCAGGAUAUACGAUUGUGUCUUACACAAGGCUUCAUACAACCAAAAACAAUUAGUUGUGCCUUUUGUAAUGGCAGCAUUCUGUUGACAAAUCAAACCUGCAUUGGAAAAGAUAUUAAUAUUUUACACGAAGAAUGUUUUUUUACUAUUAUCAAGAAAGGGUCUGUAAAAGACUCUUGAUAAAAGUACUCUUUUUCGAUACUAAUUAUUUUUACUAUUACAA
Messenger RNA from Amphimedon queenslandica, 1061 nucleotides. RefSeq lists its product as uncharacterized. The record is from RefSeq and is a predicted model, not a curated record. The annotation marks the transcript as partial. The transcript has 7 exons. NCBI's taxonomy places the organism in Eukaryota, Metazoa, Porifera, Demospongiae, Haplosclerida, Niphatidae.